Alternaria ethzedia is the source of this 588-nucleotide messenger RNA. RefSeq lists its product as uncharacterized. The transcript is spliced from 2 exons. NCBI's taxonomy places the organism in Eukaryota, Fungi, Ascomycota, Dothideomycetes, Pleosporales, Pleosporaceae. The coding region runs from base 1 to 588 and encodes 195 amino acids. The record is from RefSeq and is a predicted model, not a curated record.
AUGUCGAUCACCUCUUCCGAUCAAACCCGAGACGUCAAGAAAUGGCCCCAGGUCGAUCUACUCUGCUCCCCACUGAUCUGUGCAUUACCAGCCGACGAGCUCGAUGACGACAACACGAACACCUUCAACUAUCAAGUCGACGAUCAUGCGAUGCACGUAGGGACCUUGUACUUCCACCAGGACAGCCGUGACACCCCCAAGCUUCCCGCUCUCGACGUUGAGGACUUUCAUCUGACUCACCUAAACCACCCGAUGGUCAUCCGCGACACUGAGAACUCCAUUGAGAAAGUCGGCCAGGAUGUUUACGUGCGCUUCCUCUUCUCUGAUGACCGCGAACGGGCUAUCAGAGGGACCGCCACCGAUGCACCUCUCGUCGUCCUCUAUACCUCGAUCUCCAAUGUCACUCAUGUUCCCGAGUACCGCGAUGCGUACACCAUCGAAGGGAAGCAAUUCCAAGGCAUGGACAUAUUAGACUGGGAUGUGGUUUCGUUCAUGGCGGCAUACAAAAGGGACGAGUCCGAGACAGUCCAGGAAGUCUACCGAACAAUUUACCGAGAGCUUAGAGCCCUUAGGGUUUAUGCGUUCUAG